This is a messenger RNA of Paraglomus brasilianum, 1326 nucleotides long. The record is from the annotation of a GenBank genome assembly. NCBI's taxonomy places the organism in Eukaryota, Fungi, Glomeromycota, Glomeromycetes, Paraglomerales, Paraglomeraceae.
AUGCAAACCCACUCGCAAAACAUCGAAACAUUACAAGACAUCUUCAAGGAUGCAGAGAAAAAGGACUUGCACAAAGCAUUGAGACUUGCAGAUAAUGACAUAAACCAAGCCAUCGAAAUUUAUUUAGAGAGACGUAGGAAUUACAAUGCACUGAAACAAACAAAGAUUACCCAGUUUAUAGAAAGUGAUGAGAAGGGAAAGUAUAAAGUUAUUGAUACAGCGACCGAUACAGCGACCGAUUCGACAAUCGGUCAAUCGCCAAAAAGACAGAAAAUAAUCGACGUUGCUGCUUCCUCGACGUUUAAAUUCUCAACACCCAUAUCCGUUCAGAGUCAAGAAACUCCGUAUUCGAUAAAUAAUGCUCUCAAAUGGUCACCGGGCUCAACGACUGCUCGUAAAAAUCUACCUGUAUUACUACUCCAUGAUCCAGUUGACGUUUCACACCACACGCCAUGUACGUUACUGCUCAACGUUCUUCCUCAAGAACUUGCUACAUCUCUUUUAUUGAAAUGUUUGGAAGAAUCUCCAUCAUGGUAUAAAUAUGAAUGGUACCUAUUUGAUCGGUUGGUGCAGUCAACACAUACGUCAGCGUUCUACGUAAGGAAAGGAGAAGGUGAUAAACGAGAUGACGAGUAUUAUUUUAAUGGAAAGAAAAUGCCCGAGCCGAGAUUCUUCAGCAAAGAGAUGGAGGAGGCUAGAUUGAUUAUAAUGGAUGUCGUUAACAAACUGAGGGAAACGCGUCAAAAACAUCCCUACGAAAUCCAAGGACGAUGGGAACCAAACGUUGCAGCAGCAAAUUGUUAUGCUAAUUCGCGGGGUGAGCAUGAUGACUUAACGUUGCUAGGUCCGCGUCCAAUAAUAGGGUCGUUAUCCCUUGGCGCUACUCGUCAAUUCAGACUUCGUCGUAUAGUACCCUCUGCCAAGAAUCCUGAUACUGCUUCAAGGAUGAUCUCAAUCACUUUACCUCACAAUUCUUUGUUAAUAAUGUGGCCACCGUGUCAAGAGGAAUGGAAGCAUGAAGUUUGUCCACAGGCCAUUUCUGUGCCUCAUUCGACAUCGGGUCCAACUCGAAUAAACAUCACCUUUCGACAUUUUCGCGACGACUACUCUAUUGAUAACACACCCAAGUGUGCAUGUGGCCUUCCUUGUGCACUGCGACCCGUAAUGAAGAAGCAAGCUAACUAUGGGAGAUACUUUUAUAUGUGUUAUGCCAAUGGGGCUGAACAAGGGAAGACAUGCCAACAUUUUGAAUGGUUAGAUGUCGAGAAAAAGUAUAAAGAGUGGCAAGAAAAAGAACAAAGGAAGGCAAAGAAGGAAGAAGAAUGA